Molecule: messenger RNA, 11179 nt
Organism: Megalopta genalis
Lineage: Eukaryota; Metazoa; Arthropoda; Insecta; Hymenoptera; Halictidae
Gene: Rab3-GEF
Product: Rab3 GDP-GTP exchange factor
Biological process (GO): regulation of Rab protein signal transduction; regulation of apoptotic process
Cellular component (GO): cytosol
Molecular function (GO): guanyl-nucleotide exchange factor activity
Source: RefSeq, a predicted model, not a curated record
CCAGUAUGGUAUCGCCAGUUGGCCGAUACGGACCGGGCUCGUGGCUUUUCCAUGACGGCGAAGUGGCGAUUCUCCACCGACACGGCCUCCAACCACCUCUAACCGCACAUGUGGAAGACCAAACGGAGAAUGCUACAGCCAUGAUUCGAUCAGGAGGCGAUCCUGACAGAAGGCCGUCGUCGGCGCGGAUGACUCCUACACGCUGUACAAAACGGUGACAGAGCUGUAAAUUACAGCCAUGGAUACGCAGAAGAAGUAUCUGUGCCCCCGCUUGGUCGAUUAUCUCGCCAUUGUGGGGGCCAGAUUGCCGUCAGUCUCUCGCCAGCCUGUGCAGGCUCCAGAAUUGUUGCGGAGAUAUCCAGUGGAAGAUCACAAAGAUUUUCCACUGCCUCUGGACAUGGUCUACUUCUGUCAACCGGAGGGUUGCACCAGCGUGGGCCCGAAACGCACAGCCUUACGAGAGGCCACUACCUUCACCUUUACCCUGACGGACAAAGAUUCCGGAAAAACGCGGUACGGGAUCUGCGUGAAUUUCUAUCGGCCGAUAGAAAGGGCAGGAAGUGCAGGCGGGGGUGGAGUGUCCGUCAGAAGGGACAAAUACAAUACUACGUUUAGGAGGGAGAGCUGGAGGAAGAGCAUGGAAAAGAGCACGGACUCGGCCUUUUCUAGCGACUAUAGGAGCAGUGCGGUAGGUCCUAGCGACUCAGAAAAAGAAUGUCCAAGCAGCAGAAGGGAUUCCGACACAUCCCAUAUACCGAGUGCUCCGAGAUUAGGCAUCACUGCGCCGAGUGGAGACAGCGAGAGUGGUGGUAGUCAUUCCCCGUCGCCGUGUGCAUCCCGCAGACGACAGAGGAUACGGAACCACUCUCUGACGUCACUCUGCAUCAUCUCUCAUCACCCUUUCUUUUCGAUGUUCCGGGAAUGCCUUUUUGUUCUGAAGAAGAUCAUCGACGCCUGCAACGAGAGCUCCUCGCCGCAAAAAGUCGGGGCUUCGAGGCAGACGAACAGAGAGUCAGUGUGGAGUGUGCUGACGGGACAAAUGCUCGAGGGCACGCCCUCGAUCGUUCUCCACGACGUCCGCGAGAUCGAGACCUGGAUCCUACGAUUGCUGAGCAGCCCUGUGCCCGUGCCGACCAAGACACGGGUCGAGGUCGAGAUCGUGUCGCAAAGUAUACAGCCGCCACUCUGUUUUGCCCUCCCAGACCACACUAGAUUCUCUCUCGUUGAUUUCCCUCUGCAUCUACCCCUGGAGCUUCUCGGCGUUGACAUUUGUCUGAAGGUCCUCACGUUGAUCCUUCUCGAGCACAAGAUCGUGCUGCAAUCCCGCGACUACAAUGCCCUAUCGAUGUCCGUAAUGGCGUUCGUUACAAUGAUUUAUCCUCUGGAGUAUAUGUUCCCCGCGAUACCGUUGUUACCCACGUGCAUGAGCUGCGCGGAACAGUUGUUGCUUGCACCUACACCAUUUGUUAUCGGAAUACCCGCUACUUUUCUAUUGUACAAAACGAACUUUAAAAUGCCCGAUGACAUUUGGCUGGUGGACCUAGACAGCAAUAAGAUUACCGCUCCGACUGGUCUGGGCGAUCAAUUGCCACCGUUGCCCGAACCGGAAGGCAGCAUCCUAAAGAACCACUUGAAGCAGGCGAUGCAACUGAUGGACCAAGCCGGCUCUGGUGCGAUGGCUAGCAUGACUCCGCAAUCGAUGUCGCUGGAACCUACGCCGAGGACAUCGCUCCAGGCUCCCAGCAGGAGGGAGAGCAUGACUUCUCACCUCUCUACCCUGAGCGUUUCGUCGAAGCACAGGCCAAGCAUCGAUCACCACGUCUACCCACAAGGCAGUCCACUGGGUUCGCCGGGUACAAUGACUUCCGGUGGCCGUCGAUCCUCUAUCUCCCAGUCAGCAGGAUCAUCGUCGCCCCAGAAACCAAUGUCUCAGGGCAACACGCCGACAUCCUUCAACCCGUUCAUCUACGGGAACGACGUGGACUCGGUAGACGUGGCGACGAGGGUGGCCAUGGUGCGCUUCUUCAACUCGCAGAACCUGCUGGCGAACUUCACCGAGCACACCAGGACCCUCAGACUCUAUCCGCGACCCGUGGUCGCCUUCCAAAUCAACUCUUUCCUGAGAUCAAGGCCGAGGGCCAGCCACUUCUUGAAUAAGUUUGCGAGGACUCAAGCAGUCGAGUUUUUGGCGGAAUGGUCUUUGACCCCGAACAAUGUCGCGUUCCUCAGGGUUCAGACAGGAGUGUUCGACCCGGUCCAGAUAGGCGAUAAAUCUAAAUGGUACGCUGCUGGGUUAGAACCUAUCAGUUUCCCUGUUUGGGACUCGGGCAGCUCUCUGGCGAACGCUUUGAAGGCGAUGAGGGAGCACGAGAGCCAGCCGACCGAUGAGAGUGGCUCGGACUCCGAGGCUGCUGAGAGCACUAGCUCAUCGUAUUCGUCUUUGAGCGAUUUUGUCUCGGAGCUGGUGUCCUCGGACUUGUCACCGAGUUACAACUGCUCGCAGGCGGCGCAGCCUCAGCCUAUGUCCUUGUCAGUGGACCCGAAGAACGUUUACAAUCCUCCGAGCACCUUGCAGUAUCCUGGUGUGGAGGAGGAGUCUACAGUCAGGCCAGAGAGUCCACCGAGCACCUCAUCCAGCCAUAGCGACCUCAGCAGUCCUAGCUUCAACAGAGACUCCGAGUUCGAGUUGAACCCGAAAACUCAAGAAGGUUCGCAGUCGACCAAUGAUAAAGAGGAGGGUGGUAGCUUUGAGUCAGACUCUGCAUCAACAAUAACACCACGCACAAUCCUGAGCGCACAAAGUUCGGUAGGACAGUUCGGGGUAGGCAUGGCCUCAUUAUCGGCUCCGACGGCCAGCGACGGUGAACGUCCUGCCGCUUCUUCCCACAGGACCUCGCGUAGAUUUGUCGUUCCUAUUGAGCCUUCGGGGGCGGUUCUCCAGCGACACCCGAGCGUCGGGAACGUUUUAGGGCGGGCCGGGAGCAUUAGCACGAGCACGGGGCCGCUUUUGCCCCGGCAGAUCAGCAGCAGUAGCAACGACAACUCCGAGUCGUCGACAGUUUCACGACAGCUUUCCGUGGGAUCCGGUAGUCGGAAGCAGUCCACGGAGAGCGUGCAGAGAGCGAACAGUUCCAACGUGACCGGUAACGGUGUUCUGCGACAGGGAUCCCAAGGAUCGCUGUUCGAGCAGAUCGCGAGCCAGGCGAAGGACCUGGUCCGAGAGACGACUAGGCAAAGUAGUCAGGACGGUCUUCUCGCUCAGAUGGAUAAGCUGAAGCAUCAGGCGAAGGAGAAGAUCACCGAGGCUGGUGAGGAGAGCCUAUUUGCUCCAUUAGAACAGUUAACGCAGCAGACCAAGAAGGCCGUGGGAGAGGCGACGAAGUCCGUGCAGGAGGCGUCGAAGACGGCUAUAGAGGCGAGCAAGACCGCAGCAGGUGUCAGCAAGAACACCUUGGACGAUUUAACGUACGUUGGCAAGAGCACUUUCGGAGAUCUGACGAAGAGCGCCAAGGAAGUAGCCGCGAAGAAGGGUUUACUCAAGGGCCUGGGUGAGUCGCAGCAAUCGCCGCCACCAUCGCCCGGCAUGAUGCAACGAAGAGAUUCGAGCAACACGCAACUGGUAGCGGACAACCGCGGCGGACGAAGGGACAUCGGACGUGAUUUUUUCAGCAAUAUUAGUAGCGAUUUAAAUGGCAUCGCUGCGCAAACGAGCAGCAUGUUUAGCGAUCUAUUCGGUGGUAAAAGUAGUUCUAAUCGAAACGCUGCUAUCCAGGCGCAGUCGCAGAAAGGCGAUAAGAAGACGCCUCUGCUAGGACCAUUCCCUAAAAGUAAAACGGGAUUAGUCGAGCGUUCACCAUUGAUCAAGCAUACGACCAGCAAGCCAACCGCGGAGGACAUUCAGAGAAUGCAAAACGCGGAGCGGUCUAGUACAAAUAGCGACAAUCAAGCUUUCCUCACCGAUGUGGUGAACCAGGUGUUAACGGGCGAAGGCGUCGGUUGGCUGAAGCUGAACAGGCUGAAGAAGCUGAUGGAGGAUGAGAGCUACCGGGAUCUGGUAGUCAGCAAGCUUAACAAAGGUCUGACUAGGAAGAUCAGUCCUGACGAUCACAUCGACGACGUGUGUGUCUCGAAGCCGGUUUAUAAGGGAAUGCUAAAGUGCCUUCAAGCAGUGGCUCACGGUCUUGGACACACUUACAAUAAUUUCGGACUCGGUGGGAUGGCUUCGGUCUUCCAGUUGAUGGAAAUUGCACACACUCAUUACUGGAGCAAGGAUCUCUCCGAGGGUGGCUUCGACAGCACCCUAAUGUCCCAAGCAUCUAGUCCAUUUGGUAGCAAGGAGAACCUGAAGUCGCCGCAAUCACCUAGUCAGCCGGAAGGCAGCGACGAACGAAAGAAAUCGGACACGCCGCAAGUACACCUGGAGAUGCCACACGGUCACACCUCCCCCGCAUCAGAAGGUAGCCAAUCGACGACGGACAUGUUCCUGGACAUGUUCACGAAAAAGGGAAAGUUCCUGAGCAAGCUGACGUCCUUCGACUCCGAGAGUGGGCGGGGAGGUGGAACAGGAAGCAGCGAAGCUUUGUCCACAGACGGAGGUAGCAUUAUCACUAAUCCUGCUUUUCGGCAAGCGCACCAAGCUUCUUUCCGAAGCACUGUCUCUGAUAGCGAAGUCGAGCAAGGCAAUUUCUCGCGACAGGCGAAGCAACGAACAGCGAGCGUUUGGUCGAGCAAGUCGUCGUUGAGCACCGGUUUCCGGUAUCAUGGUGGCAGUUUGGUGCCGACUACAAAUGCUCCGAGUCCAGAGGCUGCUAGAACGUACUUGUUUGAAGGACUGCUGGGAAAAGAGAGAUCAACACUUUGGGACCAGAUGCAGUUUUGGGAGGACGCAUUCCUGGAUGCAGUCUCUCAAGAGAGGGACAUGAUCGGCAUGGACCAAGGUCCGGGUGAAAUGAUGGAAAGGUAUAAAAGUUUGAGCGAAAGCGAGAAGAAGCGACUGGAACACGAGGAGGAUAGACUGCUGUGCACUCUGCUGCACAAUCUGACUGCAAUACUGGUGAUGUUGAACGUCGACAAGAACGAGGUGAAACGCAAAGUUAGAAGAUUGCUCGGGAAAAGCCAUAUCGGUCUGAUCUACAGCCAGGAGCUCAAUCAGCUUCUCGAUCAGAUACAUAAUUUGUACGGAAACGACAUAGAUCUGAAGCCCCUGACAUCGCGGCAGAUGCACCGACAGUCGUUCACAGUGCACGCUGGCGUCGAUGCAGAAGGGGAUCUUCGUUUCCUCGAGGUCCGUCACGACGGUCUCGUAUUGAGGUCCGUAAACGGUGUAAUCGUCGAGCGAUGGUGGUACGAACGUCUCGUCAAUAUGACGUACAGUCCGAAGAACAAAGUAUUGUGCCUUUGGCGGCGAAACGGCGGGCAGACGCAGUUACAUAAGUAUUACACUAAAAAGUGUAAAGAGCUCUACUACUGCAUAAAAGAUGCAAUGGAGAAGGCAGCAGCCCGGGGUCGAGGCGCGAAUACCGGUGUCGAGCUGGGCGGUGAGUUUCCGGUUCAAGAUAUGCGCACCGGCGAGGGCGGGCUCCUUCAGGUUUGCAUGGAGGGCGUGGGUCUCCUCUUCGCGAAUAGCAAGGAUUUCGAGUUUUUUGUAAGACUCGAUCAUAUCCGCAAGUGCGUUGCUCAGCAGGAUGGGAUCUUUGUAUUGGAAGAAUUCAAUCCUAAAACUAGACAAGUAAUUCAACGUAAAUAUAAGUCUCAAAUGGCAGAUCAAAUCUGCUACUCGGUACUCUGUGUGUUCUCUUACUUGGCCGCCGGGUUGGAGCAACGGAAACAGCCUAACCAGCAAUCGCAACCCCAGCAACAACUACAGCAGCAACUGCAACAGCAAAUUCAACAUCUUCAACACCAGCAACAGCAACACCAACAGCAACAGCAACAGCAGCAACCUCAACAACACCCACAACACCAGCAACAUCCUCAACAACAGCAACAUCCUCAAUCACAGCAACGCCAACAUCCGCAGCAACAGCAACAGCAUCCGUCACAGCAACGCCAACAUCCUCAACAACAGCAACACCAUCCGUCACAGCAACAUCCUCAACAGAGGCAACAACAACAUCAACAGCCUCCGCAUCCUCAGCAACCUCAACAACGACCUCCGCACCAAGGUCAUCAGCAACGCCAGCACCAACACCAACACCAACAGCCGCCGAACUCAGGUAGCAACAUCGCUCCGAAUCAUCAGAAACAAAAAACCUCGCACUUCGACACACACACGAAACAACACUGACACAGAGGCAGACACUCGCUCCCAUUUGUGCAUAAUUACAAUAAGUGUGCCCCCUACGCUUGCCUACCCUGGGUGUAAGUAUCAUUCCUAAACUGUAUGUCCCGUGAUCCAAUUGGAGCUCCGAAUUGCCCGUUUCUAGUCAGUCGUGUAGUCAGCCUGUUUGUUAUAAACUGACACUUAGAAAUUCGUUCGUUAACGCUCAAACGUUUAGGCCAUUUUUGCGUGCUCUUGAGAUCUUAUUGGCUCUACCCACAGAUUUCGGUUCUUUCACAAAUAUUGUUAGACUCCAUUCAUAUUCUCCAUAUCCUCCUAAAAAAGGAUCCACACAUAAAUAUUUUACAAAUCUAUUAGAUUUUCCAACUAAUGUCUUUAAUUCUCGCCCACAUAUUUUAGAUCAUCCUACAAAUACUUCUUGACUCCAACCAUAUUCUUCAGAUCCUACCAAAAAUAUCUCUUGGCUCCUCCCGUAAGUAUUCCACAACCCAUAAAUAUUUUACUCACAUUCUGUUAAAUCCUUCCACCAAUAUCUUUUAGACUCGUCCAUAUUUUUUAGUACCUCCCACGAAUACUUUAUAGCUCUUCCUAAAAAUACUUUUCUGGUCCUCCCAGAAAUCAUUUUUACUCCUCUCGCAAAUAUCCAUCUUUUACUACCAGCCUAAAACAGUCCAAUGAAGUUACUUAGUUUGUCUCGAAUUUGUAGAAUCGAUGGACAACCAACGUUUGAGCGUUCAUAAAUAACCAUAGAAACGGGCAUCAACCGGAGCUCCAGAGUGAAAGCGAGAUCUUCCAUCUCGUGGAACUCAGAAUCGCUCGUAAAACUAUGCCCAGUAUCAUCCUCACGCUAUCCCAGAGAGUCAGCUCUAAGUCUCUUCUAGUAUGUGUGGAAAGAAACUGUUAGACCUCUACGCGAGAAGGCAUUGAAUGAAAACGGGCUGAGAUUCGUGAAAACGGGACCUGUGGCGAGCAUAGAGACCGAAAUAGAGGGUGGCCUGUGAUCUGUACGGUGUUGCAGAAUUUUCUGACCAAAUUGUGAUACAUUAACAAUUUUAGUAGGACGUUUAAAUUACUAAUUUAAUACGAACAUGGAUUUCGGAACAACAUUCUAGAAACAAAUAAAAAUGAAACUGUAAUCAUCAUACGUGUUGCAAUAACAAGAUAAAACUUGAAGAAACAUUAAAAGACGAAUUAUAUUCAAACUACGAUCAAAAUUAAUUGUCUCGUGUAUAUUUAAUGCAACAUCUUCGUGUCUAUCUCUGCAAUAGACUCACAGUUUGGUCUAAAAUCUGAAAACACCCUGCGGAAUCGUGAAACCGGCAGAAAACGAUUCUCCAAUCAAAGACGAACAAAAAUCCGAUUGUCUCGGUCGCGAAGCUUACCGCGAAAUGUCUGUCACCACCGAUUAGGCUCGUUUUUAAUCAGACAAUCGUCUGAAAUCGGUUUCCACGAGGAAUCACGUGCCGCCCGGAAGCAAUUCGGUACAAUUCGGUGAAAUUGGCAGAGAACCAGACCAGCGAAACGAGAAUAAAAAUAAAAAAGCGGAAUCAGAAAAAUUGGCGGUAUCGAUUCGACACAAUCGCGGUAAUUAUUUGCAAAGCGGGAGUUGUUACGUGUGCAAAUUGAUGAGAAAAAGCGAACGGAAGUAAAAUAGAUCGGAGUCCAUCGCGCCGAUCGAUCGAACAUCGAAGACGAACAAGAAUAUAAUGAAUUAAAAGAGCAGACGAAGACGAUCUACUACGAAUACUUGCAGACUACUGCAUUGUAUUGUAUAUUUAGAGACAACACGAAAACGGAUUUCGAGUGGUAUAAUAAUAGAAAGAGAAAAAAAAACAGUAAAUAAGUAAUCGAACCGCGUACAGAGAGUUCUAGGCGUUUUAAAUCUUCUGAAAAGCCGGAUUCGUCCGCGUACGUUCUCUAGAGAUGUUUCCUUCUUUGAUAAUGUCAGUCGUGUGCACGUGUAGAGACGAUGUUGUGAUCAUUAUCCAGUUCUACCAACAAGUAUACUUCCCUGAGAACUUGCUUUCUUCGAGGGGAUCCCCGACUUCCCGUCUCCCAAUUCCCCGUUCCCCCUAACUCCUAUCGGAAAAAAUCGGAAAACCAGAGGAAAACGAAAAAGAAACGAAUGGCAGAAGAAUCGGUCCGAUUGAAUCCCGUUGAGAAACGAGAGGCUGUCGGGAUCGAGUCUAUUUCGUCGCCUAGAAGUGUUUUCUAUGAAUAGCACGUAAAGCAAUUCUGAGAUACAAUAAUAACGUUAAUUACCAUAAUCGGAGGAACAAUUUUGUAUAAAAUACAUCGAAACAGACUGUAACUGUGAUCGUCUAAUUUGAUGGAGAUGAAAAUGCUAUUUAAUUUCGUAUGCGGUCGCAUGAAAUAGCUGGUGUAUAUUGAAUAGGAUCGAUGCAAUAGAUACCUCUCUCUAUCACUUUCUGUCUCUCUAUUUCUCUGUCUCUGUCUCUCUUUCUCUUUCUCUCUCUCCCUCUCUCUCUCUCUCUUUCUUCCUCUCUCCCUCUCUCAUUUUCUCUGUCUGUCGGUUUCAUUUACGCGGAUGCUGUCGCGGGAAUUGAUGAUCAGAUGGAAACGCGCUGAGAGAUCAACGUCGAUCCAAAUUUUCAAGUAAAAUGUAGAUCGAUCACAGCAAUAUCAGUUUCUAGUCAAGAAAGAGUGAUUGUUAAAUGAAUCCGAGGGGAAAAAGGAAAUUUCGUGCGAAAGUUUCAAUGAGAAUUUCUCCCGAUUGUUUGAGUCUAUUGAUCAACUCGUACGUCUAUAUUUUAUUACGGACAAUGUCGAUUGUACGUAUGUAAUGUCGAGUGUUGAUUUUUCGUUUUUCCCGCCGAGUAGCAGACCGCAGUUUCUCGAAUUUGUUCGGCACUGUUUUCCACGGAUUUGUCGGUGACAAGGCGGGAAGAUUGAAAUAUACAAAAGACUUUGGAACCUCCACAUUAUCAUUGUUCUCCCGACACUAUCGUACAUCAUGUCUGUCAUCUCAUCUAUCAAAAGUUGGAGACCAAUGUUUACUAAGUACCACUAUAUCAUUUCAAUUGACUGUUUGAUUUUGUAUUACAGAUUUUACGUUUAAGCAGCAAUCGUAGUCUCCUGUAUAGACUGUAAUGGUAAAAGUGGACUCAAACUUGUGAUAGUCGACGCUAAUUAUUGCUUUGUGCACGCUGCUGCUCAGAAAUCAUGGAACCACCAUAAUUUCGGAAAUUCGAUCAAUUAGUUUCAUUUCUAUUAAUUAUUUAAACUGUACACCUAAAGUUGACCUAAAGUUUGCGAUCUAUGACUUAAACUAGUUUGGAAUCUUUACAGAGAUUGCAUAAAUAUUCACAAUUUAUUUACACAAACUAAAAGGAGUAUUUAAUUAUAGACCAUGACAUGAGAUGGCAAUGAAACAACUGAUUCAAAUUCACGGUCGACAAUUCGAAUUUUCUGAUCAGCAGCGUACCCGAGAAACAUUUUCUACAAGUAUUAUAGUUCCCCUUCGAAGAGCUCGGGGCUUCUUCUAUAAUAGUUUUCGUCUGUGAUCACGAAUUUCCUAGAUGUAAAGAAUUAGACUUCUAAUUACGCUUAAGUUCGACCCUCGCGCGUGUACAAUAGGAGGCUUUACGAUCGAAUCGCAUAUGUACUUACGUAGAUCCCGAGCGAUCCAAAGAAAUUCUGCAAACUGUCCCCCAUGCGCCCAGCAACAGAAAGAAAAAAAUAAAUCAUCACAUAUCUCGUCCGUCAGAGAAAUCAUCGCAAUAUUCUUUUUCUUGGCCUCUACCGCUCGUUCAAAUCGGUCACCAAAAUGGCGAACGCGUUCCUCCACUUCCGUUGAUCCUGAAAAUGUCAUUAAUAUACACGCAACAUUUUCAAACACUUACAUUCUCACUGAUUCUCAGAUAAUAUUCAAUAAGAAUUAUUGUUUCUACUAUAAAUAUUCGUAAAUGUUCAUUUGUUUCUUAUAUUCGGAAACACAAAUAAAAUUUGUUGAACAACGAAACACGUAAGAACAGUUUGUCACGUUUCUCAGAUCUUCAGAAGUGUAAUUUUAUAGAUGCAAAAAAAAGGAUCUGUGACACAUCUUCGCAAUAAAAAUUGUAUUAAAAGAAUUUGGAGCACCUUUGCAAAAAAAAAUUGUACUAAAAGAAUUCGAAACGCUUCCGAUACAACAAAAAUUGUACUACAAGAAUAUUACUUACUUAUAAUAAUAUUACUUAUUACUAAAAUAUCAUAAAGUCCGAAAAAUAAUUUAAUACAAAUUUUCUGUCAAAAAGUAUGAGAGACAAAUUUGUCAGAUUAAAUCUUCGGAAGUGCGAUCUACGCCUCCGCGAUUAACCGAAUCACUUCGAAAACAGGACAAGAGAGCAAGGCUUUAACGAACGAAAGAUUGAACGAGUUUUCUGUUUGCAAUAUCGUUUGAUAGAUAUUUUUGUUCGCGAAUUGGUUCCACGAAGACAGAGAUAUCGUUUGUAAUAUAUUCGCUCCGCGAUUCGAAUCGAGAAACGAGAGAUGGUUAGAACGAUAUCUAAGGGGACGUAGAACAUAGAGAAACGAUCGUCGAUGAUUCAUCGUAGGAAACGUUAUCGACUUGUUUCUAACGAGGUGAGAGAGAAUGAUAAUUAAUGAGAGGCCAACAGCUGUGUUUUGAGCCGAGGGAAUAGACGAUUCCGUCUCGCUCCGAAAGUUCCACCGAUAUACCUCUGACUUCUGAGACUCUCUCAUUGCCUACCGCCCACUGUUAGCAGUUCCUGUUUAGCGCUUGGACAAUGUUUUAGCGAGAUCAUUGUCGUUUCGUCGGGACGAACGUUCGUCUCGGACUAAUGUUAGAGUUCCAAUGGAUCAGGCUCGAUACAUUCAAUUGUAUAGUAACUCAGCAAUGUAGGCGCCUUAUAUCCAAAUAAAUACUUGUAGAUUUGA